Molecule: messenger RNA, 3537 nt
Organism: Macaca mulatta (Rhesus monkey)
Lineage: Eukaryota; Metazoa; Chordata; Mammalia; Primates; Cercopithecidae
Source: RefSeq, a predicted model, not a curated record
GGGGGCCGUCAGCUGCCUGCCUGCCCGGCUCCUCCAGGGCCUGGAGCUCGGACGCGGGAUCUGGGGGAUUCUGGGGCGGGGACGCGGGCUCGCGGGGAGCAGUGGCCGCCCCCGGCCGCCGCGUGGCUGUGCUCAGAAGCCGGCCCUGGCGUCAGGAGGCGGGCGCGCGGCGUGGGGGCGCGAGUUCCCCUACCUGCCCGUGCGCCCCGUUAGGCCUUUCCUGGGCCCUAACGACAGCUCGCCCGUGCGUCGCCCUCGCAGCUCUCCCGUGUCCCCAAAAUGCCUUUCCCGCGCCCCCCGCGCUUCUGCGGCGACUGCCCAGGGUGCUCCGUAAUGCCACAGUCGGACAGCCGAGCCUGCCGGGCGCUUCGGGGAGGGCGCUAGGGGCCCGGACGCGGCCGCCGAGCGUAGGUUCCGGCCUUUACUCUCCGCAGCUGCGCACGGAGCCCCAGCUGGGGUUGUCCGCUCUGGGGAUCACAGGCCGCGGAGCCCCGGGCGCCACCCGCCGGCCCCUUCAGACAGCCCGCUUCCGCCGCCGGCCGUGGGACGCAGGCGCCGGGCGGACGCGGCGGCUCCGGCAAGACUCUGGCUUCCCACCCGCCUGAGGCCGCUGGGGCGGGGCUGCAGUGACAGUCCCAAGCGCUACCGCGGAAACAGGAAGUUGGUUGGGUGCGCGCCGGCUCGGGCUGCAGGUCCCGGGUCCCUCGGCCACCGCAGCCGCCCUGCCCAGGUGAAAGGGCUCCCGCACCGCCCGGUGCUCCCCAUCUGCCUGGCGCUCCCCAUCUGCCUGGCGUUGUGUGCAGAGCUGGAAAGCAUGGCUGUUAUAAAUGAAUUCUGAUUUGGGGAAGCAGAUGCCAACUUAGAGCCUCGUACCAAUCUCUCUGUGUUUAAAAGCACUGAGCUGGGUACUGCAGGUUGUGAGGUUCAGGAGGGGGUACGUGGCUAGUAUAAGGUCACAGAGCAGCGCUGCCGUUUGGCUACUUUCCAGUUCAGCAUAGCUGCCAUCUCUGCUGGUGGUAUUCGCAGCAUGCGGGAUAAAAUACUCACCAAGGAACAAGUGGCUAACUCCUCACAGAGCUCUCACGGUUUCCUCUUUCCUGACGAAAAGAGGCACUCCAGCAGAGAACCCAGGCCCUUCAACCAUACUGCUGCAUGGUUCCUGACCCUUGUGCAGUCCGUUCCGAAGUUUCUUACAGAUGAGAAUGUUAACGAAACUAUCACCUUGGUGAGAAGAUCAUUCUAAUAGCUUUAUUCUGGCAUAUGGAGGUAUGGAGAGCUUGAAGGAGUUGGAAAGGUGCCCAGCUAAGACCAGCAUGCCGUCACCCUACCCAGGGCUCUGCAGUUUUCUCAUGGUGAACCCUUGAUGGAUUUGUUGUUGCUUGAGAAAUGGCUAUGAUCGAAGUGGGAUUUGAAGGACAGAAUUUUUAUCCGUUAAAGAGGAAGAGUGCAUUGCUGUUGAAACUCAUAGCUGUUGUCUUUGCUGUGCUUCUAUUUUGUGAAUUUUUAAUCUAUUACUUAGCGAUCUUUCAGUGUAAUUGGCCUGAAGUGAAAACCACAGCCUAUGAUGGUGAACAGGCCUCACAUGAGCCUGUGCUCAAAGCCAUGUUUUUGGCUGACACCCAUUUGCUUGGGGAAUUCUUAGGCCACUGGCUGGACAAAUUACGAAGGGAAUGGCAGAUGGAGAGAGCCUUCCAGACAGCUCUGUGGUUGCUGCAGCCGGAAGUCGUCUUCAUCCUGGGGGAUGUCUUUGAUGAAGGGAAGUGGAGCACCCCUGAGGCCUGGGCGGAUGAUGUGGAGCGGUUUCAGAAAAUGUUCAGACACCCGAGUCAUGUACAGCUGAAGGUAGUUGCUGGAAACCAUGACAUUGGCUUCCAUUAUGAGAUGAACACAUACAAAGUGGAACGCUUCGAGAAAGUGUUCAGCUCUGAAAGACUGUUUUCUUGGAAAGGCAUUAACUUCGUGAUGGUCAACAGCGUGGCGCUGAACGGGGACGGCUGUGGCAUCUGCUCUGAAGCAGAGGCAGAGCUCAUUGAAGUUUCUCACAGACUGAACUGCUCCCGAGAGCAGGCACGUGGCUCCCGCCGGUGUGGACCUGGGCCUCUGCUGCCCGUGUCUGCCCCCGUCCUCCUGCAGCAUUAUCCUCUGUAUCGGAGAAGUGAUGCUAACUGUUCUGGGGACGAUGCUGCUCCUCCCGAGGAAAGGAACAUCCCAUUUAAGGAGAACUAUGACGUGCUUUCACGGGAGGCAUCACAAAAGCUGCUGUGGUGGCUCCAGCCGCGCCUGGUUCUCAGUGGCCACACGCACAGCGCCUGCGAGGUGCACCACGGGGGCCGAGUCCCCGAGUUCAGCGUCCCGUCUUUCAGUUGGAGGAACAGAAACAACCCCAGUUUCAUCAUGGGCAGCAUCACGCCCACAGACUACGCCCUCUCCAAGUGCUACCUCCCACGUGAGGACGUGGUUUUGGUCAUCUACUGUGGAGCGGUGGGCUUCCUUGUGGUCCUCACACUCUCUCACUUGGGGCUUUUAGCCUCACCUUUUCUUUCUGGUUUGAACUUGCUCAGAAAGCGUAAGACAAGAUGAAGAGCAGGCGCCAUUGUAAGUAUCAAAGCCCAAGAAAUGGAACUUUGGGCAGAGAUCGAGUAGAUGAUGAGACCAAUUACAGGCCGUCUCUCUGCACAUUACAGAAAUUCUCAAUCACUGACACGAGUAACUGCAAAAUAAAUAGUUGAUUGUACUGUUCUCAUGCUAGCAAAGUGGACAGGUACUCUACAACACAUCUGUUUUCUCAUUUUUAUCAAAUAUAUGUAUCAUCGAAGGUUGCAUCUGUACAGUAUUAAAUGCUAUUAAUGUCGUCACUCACAUGCACGACAGUCCUUGUUCCCCCAGGAAGGGCCUGGUGGCCCCAGCACACACUUGGGAUUAUGUGUAUACGUAAAUAUUGGGCUGUUUCCCUCGUCCUGUGAAGUGGUUCUCGAAUUCCUACGUACCGUAAAGCUGUACCCUUGAAAGUACAGAUGUGGCCGGGCGCGGCGGCUCACACUUGUAAUCCCAGCACUUUGGGAGGCUGAGGCAGGUGGAUCACUUGAGGUCAGGAGUUCAAGACCAGCCUGGCCAACAUGGUGAAACCCCUUCUCCACUAGAAAUAGAAAAAUUAGCCUACCGUGGUGGCACACGCCUGUAAUCCCAGCUACUUGGGAGGCUGAGGCAGGAGAAUCCCUUGAAACCGGGAGGCGGGGGUUGCAGUGAGGCCGCGAUCGCGCCAUUACACUCCAGCCUGGGCAGCACUGCGAGACUCCGUCUCAAAAAAAAAUUAAAAAAAAAAAGUACAGAUGUGAUAUGCAGAACAUAUUGUUUUCAUAGAUUUUUAUACUUGAUCAAUUAAUGGAAUCAGAUUUUUAAAUAAGUGUAAUUUUCUCUCUAGGAGACCAAGUUGUUACAUCUAAUAAUGCCUGUCAGUGAUCAAAAGAAACUUGAAAAGUAGAAUGGGAUAUGGCUUUUGGUACCUGAAAAUAAAUGCUUUAAUAAUUGUAAGCCAGA